Molecule: messenger RNA, 399 nt
Organism: Caenorhabditis bovis
Lineage: Eukaryota; Metazoa; Nematoda; Chromadorea; Rhabditida; Rhabditidae
Source: the annotation of a GenBank genome assembly
AUGCCUCGUCGCCUUCUUUUACUUCUAUUCAUCGGAUUGGUGGCGUCGGAGGCGCGCGACGUGGCGCGCUAUUUGAAGCAGUGCGGCUUCGUCACAUCGCUGAAAACCACCAAAUGCGUGUUCGUAAGUCGCCAACGUGCUGCCGACAUUCGUCGAGGUUUCCAGAAGAACGUCGCCGUUCAGAAGCAGCUCAAAAAUCUGGCGAAAAUGGCGACGAAAAACGUCACCAAAGUCAAAGAGGCGUGCAUUGAAGCGGUGGAAUGCAUCGAGGAGCUGAAAUGCCCGCCGGCGAGCGACGACUUCAGAGACGUCACCGAGUUUUGUUGGCGCGCCAAGUUCGCGCGCGGCUCCUACGCGAAUAUGGAUUGCGUCAAGCUCACCGGAAAACGAUACGACUAA